Molecule: messenger RNA, 1356 nt
Organism: Polyodon spathula (Mississippi paddlefish)
Lineage: Eukaryota; Metazoa; Chordata; Actinopteri; Acipenseriformes; Polyodontidae
Product: killer cell lectin-like receptor subfamily B member 1B allele C
Exons: 6
Coding region: 16-735 (239 amino acids)
Source: RefSeq, a predicted model, not a curated record
AAGGAGAAGGAGGCAAUGACUGAAUUGGUGGUCUACUCAGAUAUUAUAUUUUCCAAAACCCCAAGAGGGGAGGGGACAGUAACCAGUAGCACUCCAGCACACAGAGCAGUUCCACCAGUCCAGUUCAGUUCUCGUUCCAGUGUCAUCUUUGCUCUGGGAGCUGCAGUGUGUGUCUUACUGGUGGCAGUUAUCGGAAUGAGUAUAGCACUUACACAGAUACAAGCAUCUCAGACUGGGGAUGAAAAGAAUGCAUUUGGGUCAACAACUGUAAAACCUUCAGAGUGGAGGAAUGACCUCAGAGAAAACUUUUGUUGGGAUCCAGAAUCUACAAAUGAAGCUGAUCCAUGUGAAAUCUGUCCAAAGGGCUGGAUGUGGAGGUACAAGGGAAGCUGUUAUAACAUUUCCAAGGAAAGAGAUUCCUGGGACUCCAGUAAUAAUGCCUGUUCCAUCAAAGGAAAUCAUCUUGUUGUUAUUGAAAACAACAAAGAGUUGGAAUUCCUACGUUCGAAGAUUGCAGGUAAUACAUUUUACUGGAUUGGGCUGAAAGGCAAAUUGAGCCUGGGAGAAUGGCGCUGGGUGGACAACACAACUUUCAAUGAAACUCUGUUCCCUUUCGACAAUACAAACCAUAAAGGUCUUGAUUGUGUCAGCGUUUCCAAACAAAAGGUAUAUGUAGACCAUUGUACAAAAACAAGGCCCUGGAUCUGUGAAAUGAGAGCUGUCAGAUUGAACUGAAUCAUAUGACAAAAUGCAAGGAUAUCUAACCCAUUAAGAUAUAGAGAACUAUGAGGGGACAGGAUACAUGAUAUUCCAAAAACAUACUAUAACUUGAAUGGAACUGACACUCUAAAGUCACAAAAGCUUGAUAAUAGUGUGAGAUACUUUGAAAAACAAUGUGAUAUACAGGACACUUUUGAUAUACGGGGACAUCACAAAGGUUCUCAUUGACAACACAGCAGCCAGAAGAACCACAGAAGUCAGACUGAAAACAGCACACCAGGCUUUUUUUUUUUUUUUUUAAUAUUAAAUCCAGAAACUAAAUAAAGACAGCUAAAAACACUUGUCACAUAAUAGUUAGAACUAGUGAAUGCAUAGAGUGUACAUGCAGGUAACCACCUCACUCACUAGAAAAAAAAAAAAAGCUUUUGAAAAUGUUUGACUUUUGAUGUUUAUCAUCCCAUACAAUUGAUAUGUCCUGCAGUUAUAUCUUACAUCUAGAUUAUUAUAUUAAUGUAGACUAUUUAGGUUGCUAUUUGAUGUGUUAUUUUAUUCUGCAUACAGCAAAAAUGAUGGUACUCUUGUGUAUUGCACUGUUGUGUACUGAUUUUGGUUUUGCUAGUAAAAUGAAUUUUUUUA